Helianthus annuus (common sunflower) is the source of this 1560-nucleotide messenger RNA. RefSeq names its product wall-associated receptor kinase-like 22. Gene Ontology annotation, cellular component: plasma membrane. The record is from RefSeq and is a predicted model, not a curated record. The coding region runs from base 1 to 1560 and encodes 519 amino acids. Gene Ontology annotation, biological process: protein phosphorylation; cell surface receptor signaling pathway. NCBI's taxonomy places the organism in Eukaryota, Viridiplantae, Streptophyta, Magnoliopsida, Asterales, Asteraceae. The transcript has 3 exons. Gene Ontology annotation, molecular function: protein serine/threonine kinase activity; ATP binding.
AUGAAUCUAACUAGUGUGGAUGGAGUUGGAGAUUGUGAGUAUGCCUUAUUGGUGGACGAGGAUUCAUAUAUUAAAGGAAGGCUUUCUGUUGAUGCACACAACAUUUUUGUUCCCAUUACCUUGAUGUGGAUCCUUACAUCAAAUGACACACCAUACUGUUGUCAAAGAGCUUACCUUGUGAAUCUGGAACUGGAUAUGGGUAAUGGUACUUCAAUGGAGUCGCGGGGAUGUUUCCUUGAUGGACGCUACGAAGGAAACCCUUAUUUAUAUAAUGGAUGUGAAGAUAGGGAAGAAUGUGCAAGGUGCCCUUAUUCAUGUGACUACAUGAUCAUGUAUCUUGUGCAUGGCUUAAUCAAAUUCAGCAACCUCACUUGUAGCCAAAAUCCUGAAUGGUAUGAAAGCAAAUCAUCAUCCUUGGGUAUUACUCUAGGUGCAACCCUAAGCAUGGGUAUACUUUUUCUUGUGGCAACAAGUUAUACAUUGUAUAAAUGGAUCAAGAAAGCAAGAGAAAGGAGUCAAAGAAAGAGGUUUUUUAAACGAAACAGCAGUUUGCUUUUAAAACAACAAGAAGAAGCAGACUCGUCUUUAGUCGGUAAAACCGUACUUUUCACAUCCCAUGAACUAGAAAAGGCCAUAGACAACUUCAACGAGAAUAGAAUUCUAGGUCGAGGAGGCCAAGGUACAGUGUAUAAAGGGAUGCUUGUGGAUGGAAGGAUUGUAGCAAUCAAGAAAUCAAAAGUUGUUGAUGGAAGUCGGUUAGAACAGUUCAUCAAUGAGGUGGUCAUUCUUUCCCAAGUCAAUCACAGGAAUGUGGUCAAAUUGUUUGGAUGUUGUUUGGAGACAAAUGUCCCUCUACUCGUUUCUGAAUUCAUUACAAAUGGUACCAUGUAUGAUUGUUUACACAACGAUACUAAAGAGUUCCCAUUAUCUUUGGACAUGAGAAUACGGAUAGCUACAGAGGUUGCAAGAGCACUUGCUUACUUACAUUCGGCAACUUCCAUUCCAAUAUAUCAUAGAGAUAUCAAAACUACUAAUAUACUUUUGGAUAAUAAAUACAGGGCCAAAGUUUCUGACUUUGGAACUUCAAGGUUUGUCUCAAUAGAGCAAACCCAUUUGAGCACCUUGGUCAAAGGUACAUUUGGCUACCUCGAUCCUGAGUAUUUCCAAUCCAGCCAGUUCACGGAAAAGGGUGAUGUUUAUAGUUUUGGAGUUGCUUUGGUGGAACUGUUAACAGGAGAAAAGCCAAUUUUCAUAAACAGAUUUGGUGAACAUAUAAGUUUGGCUACACACUUUAUGUUGGCUUUUGAAGAAGGGCAUGUUAUGUAUAUUUUUUAUAUGAUGGUGCUUAAAGAGGGUGUGAGCAACGAGCUUAUGUUAUUAGCUAACCUUGCAAUGCGAUGCUUGAAUUUGAAUAGAAAAUAUAGGCCAACAAUGAAAGAAGUGGCUAUCGAGUUAGGUAUGAUACGAACGUCACAGAUUCCCUUUACGAAUCGAACCAACACGUGUUCGUCGCGGACGGGAGGAAGUCUUGAUGCUAACAUAUGGCAAACAUGUUCUUGA